This is a messenger RNA of Dovyalis caffra, 798 nucleotides long. The record is from the annotation of a GenBank genome assembly. NCBI's taxonomy places the organism in Eukaryota, Viridiplantae, Streptophyta, Magnoliopsida, Malpighiales, Salicaceae.
AUGGAGAGGAGCACUCCGGUUAGGAAACCACACACUUCCACUGCAGAUCUGCUCACGUGGUCCGAGACUCCGCCUGCUGAUUCUCCCGCCGUUGGCUCCGCUCCUCGCUCUACUCGGUCCCACCAGCCGUCAGAUGGGAUCAGUAAGGUGGUGUUUGGAGGUCAAGUUACCGAGGAGGAGUCCGAAAGCUUAAAUAAACGGAAACCUUGUUCUGGGUAUAAAAUGAAGGAGAUGACUGGCAGUGGUAUUUUUGCAGCCAAUGGAGAAGAUGAUACAGCCGAAUUUGGCAGUGCCAACCCCACUCCCAACAGCAAAACAGGACUACGAAUGUACCAGCAAGCAAUUGCUGGAAUCAGUCACAUUUCAUUUGCAGAGGAAGAGAGCGUUUCUCCCAAAAAGCCUACUACUCUGCCUGAGGUGGCGAAACAGCGUGAGCUAAGUGGAACCUUAGAAAAAAUUUUACCACGACCGACAACUGUGCGUGCUUUGGCUCUUCAAGAAAGCAUCCAAUUGGGUGAACCUUCUCCACGUAAUCCUGCUGAAGGUCAAAUUUCUAGUGAGGAAUCAGCAGUGAAGACAGCAAAGAAAAUUUACAACCAGAAAUUCAAUGAACUUUCAGGAAAUGACAUAUUCAAAGGUGAUGCUCCUCCAUCAUCUGCAGAGAAACCUCUAAGUGUGGCAAAAUUGCGAGAGAUGAGUGGCAGUGAUAUAUUUUCUGAUGGGAAGGCAGAGUCGAGAGACUACCUAGGUGGUGUACGCAAGCCCCCUGGCGGCGAGAGCAGCAUUGCCUUGGUUUAA